CGCAAAAUGUCACGUGACCCGUUUGGGCCUAAAGCACUGGGCAUGAGUGUGUUGACAAAACAACGUUACACGCUGUGCCUUCCUGUCCCUCCCGUCAUCAUUCUCUCCACACAUUUAAAUCACUGGUCUUUCUAUUUUUGGCUUCCUGAACCUCCUGCAGCCGGCAUCAGCCGACCAGGUCCGUCUCGCCCGGGUUACCCAACGUCGUGGUUAUUUCAGUCAUGGCCACGGGUCCUGGAUCCCCGAGUCGUGGCAACCUGAACCCAGAGGGGCUCGUGAGAGAGAUCGAGAGCAACCUGCUGGAGUGCAAAGUCUGCUUCGAGAAGUUCAGCACUGAGAAGAGGGAACGCAAACCACAGAACCUCCCCUGUGGCCAUGUCCUCUGCCUGGAAUGCAUCGGGGCUCUGUCCCACCCUCUCCUGAGGAAGCUGGAGUGCCCGUUCUGUCGUCAGCUGUGCAGUGUUGACAGCACCUCCCACUGCCAGGCCCUCAGUGACCUGCAGGAGCUGCUGUUGAACCGGACUCCCCCUUCCUCUGCUCCUCCUCACGGUGCAAGCACAGGCCCGGGCCCGGCCCAGGGGCUGACACCACUGCAGCUCUGUGCCGCCUUCGGAGGCUGGGGGACUCUUAUCAAUCCCACUGGCAUAGCUGUUUUGGGGUCGUCAGGAACGCUGGUGGUGGUGCAUGACGGAGAAGAGAGGGUGGCGGUGUUCAGUCCACAGGGCAGGAAGCUGCCCGGUUUCGGGAGGAGAGGGCGAGGCGGUGGGGAGAUCUGUUUCCCAGCGGAUGUGGCGGUGACUCGCUGUGGUCACGUGGCGGUCACGGACGCAGGGGACAAAGCUGUGAAGGUUUUCACCGCCGGGGGUAACCAUGUUUUGACAGUGAAAGAUUCCCUCCGGAUGCCCUGGGGCGUGGACACGAGCAGACGUGGGCACCUCCUGGUCUCAGACGUCCAGGUCGGCACGCUGACCGAGGUCAGGUUGGACUGUGCCCACGGUCUCGCUCUUGAGCAUCGAGCAGUCAUUACAGACCUGCAGCAUCCAAAAGCGGUGGCCUGCUGUCAUGUGACUGGGAACACUGCAGUGAUGGAGCAUUUGCCCGAUGAGACACGUUCCCCGGGGGGGCAGCAACGCACGAGGCUCAGAGUGUUUACGGAAGACUUCCACCUCCUUUACCAGACUGACAGUUUCAGCCUGAGCCUUCUGAACUCCGUGAGGCUCAACAUGUCAGGCGUGGCCUUUGACACAGAUGGAGACGUGAUCGUGACUGACUCCAACCAGGGGAUGAUUUGGAGUUUGAGGAGGCUCCAGAAUGGCCCUGCCCUGACGCCACUUGUGGGAGACCACCUCGUCCACCCAGCUGGGCUCGUGUUACUUAACAACACCAUCGUCAUCCUGGACAGUGGAGACCACACGGUGAAGGUGUAUUCCGCUAAAUCGGAUGCUGCGCCCAGGAUAUAGCUCACUCGUGAAGAACUGAUGUGACAUGUAGCUUAUCACAAAAUUUCCUAAAAUGAUGAGGUGAUCUCACUGUGAUAAUUCAGUAAAUAUUUAGACAGAUUGACGUUAAAAUAAAUAAAUAAAUAAAUACUGUAUUAGCUAUAAACAUUGGCAAUUUUUUGACAUUGAUUUAAUGAUUGAAUUAAGGGUUACUGUUUAAGGGUUACUGUUUUAUAUUAAAACAUAUAGCAGAACAUUUUCACCUUUUUGAGCUUAACAAUCCUUAAUAUGAAACCAUCUUUGUUAGAAUCGCUCAUGAUUAAUGUCCACAUGGCCAUAAACCUGUGAUGAGAGGUUGAAUAAAAUUGAAAGUUAUUUUAGAAUCCAAAUUAAAAAUUAGGAAACUACUGUUUGCUGCAACUGCACACAUUUACACAUCUUUGAUUUAUUUUGUUUAAAUUAAUUUAAUUUGUUUAAGGGGAGGGGAGGAGGGGUGGUGA
Pungitius pungitius (ninespine stickleback) is the source of this 1939-nucleotide messenger RNA. RefSeq names its product E3 ubiquitin-protein ligase NHLRC1-like. Gene Ontology annotation, molecular function: protein binding. The record is from RefSeq and is a predicted model, not a curated record. Bases 222 to 1460 code for a protein of 412 amino acids. Lineage: Eukaryota; Metazoa; Chordata; Actinopteri; Perciformes; Gasterosteidae. The transcript has a single exon.